AUGCACCAGGUACUUCAUCCGGGCGUUCGUGCGAACUGCACGAUUGCCGUGGUCCCGCUGGGCAGCCAAGAUCGCUUUGAGUGUGUCGUACAGCGCCGCUGCCGGUACGUACCCCAGCGGAUCGGCAGCACGCGCGAAGGUCUCCUCUUUGUUAUGAGUGCGACCCAUGCCGCCGCCGACGAGAAUAUUGGCACCUUCCAGUUGACCCUGCGCAUCACAAAAAACGACGAUUCCAAUGUCGUGUGUGUAGAUGUCGAUAGAAUUAUCCCCGGGAACAGUGACACCAACUUUGAACUUGCGCGGAAGGUACAGCUUUCCGUAAAGCGGCUCGACGGAAUCCUGCAGAACCUGACCACGCCCGUUAUCCUCCGUCAUGAGUCGUCGAACUUCGUCCAUGUCCAGCUCCUUCUUCCAGUACUCGAUGCUGGCGGCAAGCUCCCCAUCGAGCCACAGAUCCGCAAACGCGUGCGACUGAAUCGCGAACAGCUCUGCCACCAUUCUGGCAACGUGUCGUGCCUGCGCAUACGCGGCAUCGACGAAGGGCGCCGGCGGCGCGAUGACGUUGCGCGAGCAGUCGCCGCUCGCACCAUACAGCCCGCCGCCCGCUCGCACGAUGCUCUGGACGACGGUUUUCAGAUUGGAUUUAUGGAUGCCGUGGAUUUGGAACGAAGAGCGCGUCGUGAGCCGCAGCGUCUUGUUCCCAUAGGUUUCACUGAUGUCGUCGAGUGUCGUAUACAGCGAAGGCGGACACUCGCCGGCGGGCAUUUUCAGACGGAGCAUGAACUGGUAUUUCUUGAGCUCCCCGCGAACACGUUGAUCUCGGUUAUCUUGGAGAUAUCCGCCAUGGAACUUGAUAAGUCCGAUGCAGUCAUCGGAGAUGAAGAUCUGGUCGUUGCCCAGUUCUUCCAUUAA
Cyanidioschyzon merolae strain 10D is the source of this 912-nucleotide messenger RNA. RefSeq lists its product as hypothetical. The coding region runs from base 1 to 912 and encodes 303 amino acids. Lineage: Eukaryota; Rhodophyta; Bangiophyceae; Cyanidiales; Cyanidiaceae. The transcript has a single exon. The record is from RefSeq and is a predicted model, not a curated record.